AUGUCUGAUUUACGUUUGAGAAAACCAGAAACUUUGACAGAUGAAAAAGGUUCGGAAAUUGACAGCGAUGGUAAAGAUUUCGAUUCGGAAGAUGACAAAAGUCCUGAAAAUGUUGCACCUGCAGUGGGUAUUCCUCAGGGUACUGAUAAAGUACCCAUGCUAUUGAAAUCAUUACUUUCUGAAGUACCAGAAAGAUGGAGAAAUUGGAUAAUUCGUGGUAUAUUCACAUGGAUUUUAAUUGCAAUAUUUGGUAUUGUUAUUUAUGGUGGACCUGUAGCUUUAAUGUUGGCUACAUUAAUUGUUCAAGUUAAAUGCUUUCAAGAAAUUAUCGACAUUGGUUAUUUAGUGUAUAGAAUUCAUGGACUCCCAUGGUUCAGAUCAUUGUCUUGGUAUUUUUUGGUCACAUCAAAUUAUUUUUUCUACGGUGAAAGUUUAGUCGAUUUAUUCGGUGUGGCAAGUCGUACUGAUAGUUUAAGGUUCUUGAUUACCUAUCAUCGUUUUAUUUCAUUUAGUCUUUACAUUGUCGGUUUUGUUUGGUUUGUUUUAUCUCUAGUCAAAAAAUAUUACAUGAAACAAUUUUCCUUAUUCGCUUGGACUCAUGUCGCUCUGUUAAUUGUAGUCACACAAAGUUACCUGAUAAUGCAAAAUAUAUUUCAAGGAUUGAUAUGGUUUAUCAUACCUGUCUCGAUGAUCGUGUGCAAUGACGUAUGGGCUUACAUAUUCGGUUUCUUUUUGGGUAAGACUCCUCUUAUUCAACUUUCACCGAAGAAAACAUGGGAAGGAUUUAUUGGGGGAGGUGUUGCCACAAUCAUUUUCGGUCUUUGCGCAUCGUAUUUUCUGUGCCAGUAUCGUUAUUUCGUUUGUCCAAUAGAAUACAGCGAAACCCUUGGUCGCAUGAGCAUGGAUUGCGAACCUGGUCCCCUGUUCAGGCCGACGGAAUAUGCUCUACCUGAAACGUUACACGGAAUACUAUCGCUGUUUCAUUUGAAAAACACGGUAACGAUUUAUCCGUUUCUUUUACAUUCUUUGAGCAUGUCACUAUUCAGUUCCGUCAUCGGACCUUUCGGUGGAUUUUUCGCAAGCGGAUUUAAAAGAGCGUUUAAAAUAAAAGAUUUCGGCGACGUUAUUCCCGGUCACGGUGGCAUAAUGGACAGGUUCGAUUGUCAGUAUCUAAUGGCGACGUUCGUGAACGUUUACAUAUCGUCGUUCAUAAUAAAUUCUGCUUCGCCUCAGAAAAUCCUACAGCAAAUAUACAAUUUGAAACCGGAAGAACAAUUGAUUAUAUUCAACACAUUAAAACAACAAUUGGAAAGUCGAGGAAUACUUGGAUUGACGGUUUAA
Molecule: messenger RNA, 1341 nt
Organism: Pediculus humanus corporis (human body louse)
Lineage: Eukaryota; Metazoa; Arthropoda; Insecta; Psocodea; Pediculidae
Product: Phosphatidate cytidylyltransferase, photoreceptor-specific, putative
Exons: 9
Coding region: 1-1341 (446 amino acids)
Cellular component (GO): endoplasmic reticulum membrane
Molecular function (GO): phosphatidate cytidylyltransferase activity
Source: RefSeq, a predicted model, not a curated record